Molecule: messenger RNA, 1345 nt
Organism: Motacilla alba alba
Lineage: Eukaryota; Metazoa; Chordata; Aves; Passeriformes; Motacillidae
Product: neurogenic differentiation factor 2-like
Exons: 4
Coding region: 66-1082 (338 amino acids)
Biological process (GO): GPI anchor biosynthetic process
Cellular component (GO): endoplasmic reticulum membrane
Molecular function (GO): hydrolase activity, acting on ester bonds
Source: RefSeq, a predicted model, not a curated record
AUCCCAUAGUGCCCCGCGCCGCCCCCAUCUCCGGGGCGGGCCGGAAGCGGCCGGGCCGGGCGGCGAUGGCGGCGCGGGCCGCGCUGCUGCUGCUGCUUCUCAUGGCGGCGGCGGCGCCGGACCCGGCCCAGGGCUCGCAGGGGGACCGGGAGCCGCUGUACCGGGAGUGCCUGAGCCGCUGCGAGCGGCAGAACUGCUCGGGGGCGGCACUGCGGCACUUCCGCGCCCGGCAGCCGCUCUACAUGGGCCUGACAGGCUGGACGUGCCGGGAUGAGUGCCAGUACGAGUGCAUGUGGCUGACGGUGCGGCUGUACCAGCAGGGCGGCCACCGCGUGCCCCAGUUCCACGGCAAGUGGCCCUUCUCCCGGUUCCUGUUCUUCCAGGAGCCGGCCUCCGCCUUCGCCUCCUUCCUGAACGGCCUGGCCAGCCUGGUGAUGCUGCUGCGCUACCGGGCGGCCGUGCCCCCCGCAGCCCCCACCUACCCCACCUGCGUCGCCUUCGCCUGGGUCUCCUACGUGCAGACUCUGUGCAAGGGGCUGUCCCAGCCCACCACCAACCUGGUGGCCGGCUGCCUCCAGCUCAACUCCCGCAACUUCCUGACGGAGCAGGGCCAGGAGGGGGGCCGGUUCCACGGCCCCAACGCCGCCUCCUUCGCCGUGCACCCCUACCCCUACCCUUGCUCGCGGCUGGCCGCGGCGCCCUGCCCGCCCGCCGCCGGCCCCGGGCCGCACGGGCUGAGGACACACGGCUACUGCGCCUCCGCCUACGAGAGCCUCUACGGCAACGCCUCCCCCGACUACAACAGCUCGGAGUACGACGGGGGGCUCAGCCCCCCGCUCUGCAUCAACGGCAACUUCUCCCUCAAGCAGGACUCUUCAUCCCCCGACCACGAGAAAAGCUACCACUACUCUAUGCACUACUCGGCGCUGCCCGGCUCCCGCCCCGCCGCCCAUAACCUGGUCUUCGGCUCGGCGGGGAUGCGCGGGGGGGUCCACUCCGAGAACAUCUUCCCCUACGACAUGCACCUCCCGCACGAGCGGGGCCCCAUGUACGAGGAGCUCAACGCCUUCUUCCACAACUGACCCCCUCCCCGACACCCCUCCCCGUCGCCGAGCUGGCGGGGAGGGGGGGGAGACACCCCCACAACAACCCCCCCCCCCCCACCCGCGGCGGCCCCGCGGAUCGGCCCCCGGGGCUCCGCCGUGGGCUUUGGUGCAAUAUGGGGACCCGGCCCCGGCGGCGGGUCCCCGCGCCCCGUGGGGACAAAGUGCUUUUUUGGGAGGAUUUUCCCUUUUCCUUAAUUUUUUUUUUUUUUUUUUUAAUUCUAGUCGAUUUCGUUCUUUUA